AUGGCUACAACAGGUAAGUUGAGGCGUGUGUUUGAUGGUGACGGGCUGCUUGAUGGGGAGGAGUUCCUGAGGCUGGUGCGUGAGACGGAGUCCGGCCAGGAGGAAGAGGGAGACAGGUGCAAGGAGGCGUUCGGGAUGUACAAGAUGGAAGGGAGGGGCUGCAUCACCCCACACAGCCUCGAGCUGAUGAUGAGCAGGCUGGGGCUGCACCUGAACGUUGACGAGUGCCAGGCCAUGAUCCGCCGGUUCGACCUCAACGGCGACGGGGUGCUCACCAUUGACGAGUUCAAAACCAUGAUGAUGAUGAUGGCAUGA
Aegilops tauschii subsp. strangulata is the source of this 315-nucleotide messenger RNA. Its product is annotated as putative calcium-binding protein CML23. Gene Ontology annotation, molecular function: calcium ion binding. The record is from RefSeq and is a predicted model, not a curated record. Lineage: Eukaryota; Viridiplantae; Streptophyta; Magnoliopsida; Poales; Poaceae.